Molecule: messenger RNA, 2848 nt
Organism: Xylaria bambusicola
Lineage: Eukaryota; Fungi; Ascomycota; Sordariomycetes; Xylariales; Xylariaceae
Product: RNA polymerase I-specific transcription initiation factor RRN3
Exons: 1
Coding region: 425-2524 (699 amino acids)
Biological process (GO): transcription initiation at RNA polymerase I promoter
Cellular component (GO): nucleus
Molecular function (GO): RNA polymerase I general transcription initiation factor activity; RNA polymerase I core binding
Source: RefSeq, a predicted model, not a curated record
GCCUAAACUCGCCCGCAUUGUACAUGCUGUACAAUGUACAGAGUGCCCAGCCAAUCAGAUGCUUGGCGUUUGCCCCGCCAUUAGACACCUCGAGGACCCCCGAUUAAAAAAACAAUUUUGUGCAGAAGCCUUCUUUCUACGCCCAUGUACUGAUAUAGUAUUCUACAUCCCUCAGUCUCAACAGCAUCGAUUCUGCAUUUCUUCCCAUUUGAAAGGCAAGACAACUGGUUCUACAUAGACCGCGUUUCUUCACAGUCGGCGAGCUGGUAACAGACUCGAUAUGGGACGGUCCUAGUGACCAGACACAUCCUUCAGCCUUACACUACAUUCUGGAUAGUCUGGAUCGCCCGGCGACAUUCUGAAACGCCACAGCACUACUGGUUUCAUUACAGCCUUCCGCGUUCCUGUUGUCGUAUACUCGCUGAUGUCACCCUCCGCCUUGACAACCGUGCAGCUUGCACGGGUUCCUACCGGCCACUCUCUGAAACCUAUCCUCAAAUCUUCCUCCUCAAUCCUCGGUAUCAGACGCUCAAGGGAUGACGCCGGCCUCGAUGACCACGACGACGGCGAAGGCGAUGAUGCGAGCAGUAUGGAUGGACCCCACAGCCCGCAGAGAAAGCGUGCGCGCGUAGAGUUCGACCUGGAGAAUAUCGAAGUACACGAAGUUGGCGCUCGGUCUGUGGAAGAAAUAAGGAGAGAGAUUCGAGAUGCCUUAGAUCACCACGCCCAGGGCCAUGAUGAAGACUAUGAUGUCUUGAAGCAGACAUUGCAAGGAAAGUCAGCGCUGUAUCACGACAACGGAGACGAAGACGAAGACGAUGCUCCCGAUCCAGUUGCAAUGGCAAAGCAGCGCCAAGAGCUCAAGGGCUAUUUCAUUGCCCUCACGGCCUUCGCACCCCGCCUUGGAAGAUCGUGUGAUGGCCUGAUCAGGAAUGUUCUCCAGUGCCAGUGGCUCGGCCGGGAUGACCAGUUUGCUAAGAUCUAUAUUCAUUUCCUUGCCGCUUUAGUCAGCGCUCAAGGGCCUCGUCUCACCCAGGUUCUCUCUAUGAUUGCAGAGAAAUUCUCCAGUUCUCGGCCUUCGGAAUGGGCUGUUGAAGGCUGGUCUCCGGUUCCGCGUGAAGUCGCACAAGAGAGGCUUCACGUAGCUCUCCGCUAUAUUCUGAGCCUAUUCCCAGCUGCUGAGUCUGUGCUCGAGCCCAUCUUGGCUAGCAAAUAUCCUUUCCAUGAAGAACCGAAACGAACUCACUUGGCCUACGUUGAUAAUCUCCUCCGGCUUCGUCAAUAUAGUCCUGGGCUUAGACACGAUAUAAUGGACCUCAUCAUCAGUCGGCUUGUCAAAAUUGAUGUGGAGAUGCAAAUGGAUCUCGACGACAUGGAUGACAAGCUCACAGCUAUGGUUGGCAUGGCUUUGAAGUCCGCCCAGGAACACGAUGAUCAAGACGAGGACUCUGACGACAGUGACAAUGAAUCAGUCUCUAGCGCAGAGUCCGAAGACGAAGAAUACAAUCGCGUCAAGACAGCCAAAGAGAACAUUGAGAAGAUGGAUGCAAUUUUGGAUACCCUGUUUGACCUCUACACUCCCAUGUUUGCAGAUCCUCACUCCCAGGGAGCUAUGGAUGUGUUUGAAGACUUAUUGGCUGAAUUCUCAAAUCUCAUCCUUCCCACUAUCAAGUCGCGGCAUACUCAAUUCCUCAUAUUUCACUUCGGCCAACAAUCAGAUAGGCUCAUCGAUGCGUUCUGCGGCACCUGUAUCAACAUAGCUUUCGAAUCUCAACGCCCCCUUGUAUUACGACAGUCGGCUUGUGCAUACCUUGCCAGUUUUGUUGCUAGAGGCGCACACGUUCCAGGCCACAUCGUUGUUAAUAUUUUCGAAGUGCUUGGCUACCAUUUAGACGAAAUGCGCGCUGUUUAUGAAACAUCGUGUCGGGGCCCUGAUGUGCGUCGGUACGCGCCAUUUUAUGCACUAAUGCAAGCGUUAAUGUACGUCUUCUGCUUCAGGUGGCAGGAUCUUAUAAGAUCUACCCCGGAUGAUGUUGAUCGGGAAGAACCACUGUCGUAUUUAGACCAGGACAUCGAGUGGGUGCCAGAAAUAAAGGACAUCAUGAGGCGUAAUAUCUACUCGGUGCUUAAUCCUAUGAAGGUGUGUUCUCCCGUCAUCGUGGACCAGUUCGCCAAGCUUGCGCAUCACUUCCGGUUCAUGUACGUCUAUCCUCUCAUUGAAUCGAAUAAGCGACUUCGGCUCUCCCAAUUCUCUGCUGGUGCCUACUCAAACGGUGGCGGGUUACGAGACUUAGCCUUCGAUGUGAAUGACGAGAGUUGGCAACAGCUUGGUUCUUAUUUCCCAUUCGAUCCUUACCAGUUACCGAAGAGUAAGCGUUGGGUUGAUGAUGAUUACCUGCCAUGGCGACCUAUUCCCGGCCUAAACCCAGAGUAUGAGGAUGACAGCGACGAAGAAGAACUGGACGAGGAUGAAGAAAUAGAUGAAGACACAGCGACUGAGGAGGGCAUAGGAGAACAUGAUUAGCACAUUUUGUCAUGAUAUAUGAUGCAUUGGGUGGUGUUUUACAGGCGUUUUGUGGAAAUGGCUGGCUAGCUACUAGGAUUUGCUUGGAGUUGGGGAUGUAACGAAAACGAUUGACCAUGUUUUGACGAAGCACACUGGUCUGGUUUCUCUGUACUGAGUUCUAUGUAAAACCCGAUUGUUGGUCUACAAAAGUCAGCGUAUGUGAAUUCUUGCGUCUUCUUUAAGUGCGCCACAGUUCGAAUUUCCUAGUGUCAUGCACCUACGAAUCAGCGUCGAUAGGUAUCUUCGCAUUACAUUGGCCCGCUGUGCCCCAGCUGUGGUUUA